GGGUUUUCUGGAAUGAAUAGGUUCAACCAGAGCACGUGGAGUAAAGUCCAAUGUGAGAUGAUUUUGGCAUUUUUAUCCUUUGCUGAUUACUACCGCCCAAAAUAUUUUCUUCUCGAGAAUGUCCGCAACUUUGUGUCAUUCAACCAAGGCCAGACUUUUCGCCUAACUUUAGCUUCACUUCUUGAGAUGGGAUAUCAG
Messenger RNA from Striga hermonthica, 198 nucleotides. Lineage: Eukaryota; Viridiplantae; Streptophyta; Magnoliopsida; Lamiales; Orobanchaceae. The record is from the annotation of a GenBank genome assembly.